Molecule: messenger RNA, 1544 nt
Organism: Prionailurus viverrinus (fishing cat)
Lineage: Eukaryota; Metazoa; Chordata; Mammalia; Carnivora; Felidae
Gene: FCGRT
Product: Fc gamma receptor and transporter
Exons: 6
Coding region: 227-1294 (355 amino acids)
Biological process (GO): immune response
Cellular component (GO): external side of plasma membrane
Molecular function (GO): beta-2-microglobulin binding
Source: RefSeq, a predicted model, not a curated record
UCAGCCUAUCCAGGCUCUGUAAUUAAUUAACCCAAACGGAUCAAAUUAAGGGGUGAAAGUUCACCGAGGAGGAGGGCGCGGUGGCCAGGCUCGGUCGCGGAGCCCCGGGGCCCACAGGCGCGGGCGCGCGUGGUGGCCGAGCCCCUCGGGAGCUGGGGGAGGAAGGGGCGGGGCGGGGGUCCGGAGCAGUCACGCGCCCCCUCCCGCCCCAGGUCUCCCGCUCAGGAUGGGGGUCCCCCGGCCUCAGCCCUGGGGGCUCGGGUUCCUGCUCUUCCUCCUGCCGACACUGCGCGCAGCAGAGAGCCAUCUCUCCCUCCUGUACCACCUCACCGCUGUGUCCUCUCCUGCCCCCGGGACUCCUGCCUUCUGGGUAUCAGGCUGGCUGGGACCCCAGCAAUACCUGAGCUACAAUAACCUGCGGGCCCAGGCCGAGCCGUGUGGGGCUUGGGUCUGGGAAAACCAGGUGUCCUGGUAUUGGGAGAAGGAGACAACAGACCUGAGGAACAAGCAGGAACUCUUUCUUGAAGCUCUCAAAGCCUUGGGAGAAGGAGGUCCCUACACCCUGCAGGGCCUGCUGGGCUGUGAGUUGGGCCCUGACAAUGCCUCGGUGCCCGUGGCCAAGUUUGCUCUGAAUGGCGAGGAUUUCAUGGAUUUUGACCCCAAGCUGGGCACCUGGAGUGGGGAAUGGCCUGAGACUGAGACCAUCAGUAAGAGGUGGAUGCAGGAGGCGGGUGCGGUCAGCAAGGAGAGGACCUUCCUGCUCAACUCCUGCCCCCAGCGGCUGCUGGGGCAUCUGGAGAGAGGCCGCGGAAACCUGGAGUGGAAGGAGCCACCCUCCAUGCGCCUGAAGGCCCGCCCCGGCAGCCCCGGCUUUUCUGUGCUCACCUGCAGCGCCUUCUCCUUCUACCCCCCGGAGCUCCAACUGCGGUUCCUCCGCAACGGGCUGGCAGCCGGCUCCGGCGAGGGUGACUUCGGCCCCAACGGCGACGGCUCCUUCCACGCCUGGUCUUCACUGACAGUCAAAAGCGGCGACGAGCACCACUACCGCUGCCUGGUGCAGCACGCGGGGCUGCCGCAGCCCCUCACUGUGGAGCUGGAAUCACCAGCCAAAUCCUCGAUGCCAGUGGUUGGAAUCGUCAUUGGCCUCUUACUGCUCACGGCGGCGGCUGCAGGCGGAGCUCUGCUAUGGAGGAGGAUGAGAAACGGGCUGCCAGCCCCUUGGAUCUCUCUCCGUGGGGACGAUGUAGGGGCCCUCCUGCCCACUCCUGGCCUGCCCAAGGAUGCUGACUCUUAGGAUAUAAAUGCAUUCUCAGCAGCAGCCUGAUCACCCACCCCACCCCCCCUCCUGGCUACUACCAGCUAAUGUAGUCAGGCCCCUUUUAUGCUGUGAGACCUCCUGGAAUCCUGGUAUUUCUGAGCCUCCAGAAAGAGUCCUGGGCCCGAUGACCUUCUGGAUAUCUCCUCCUGUGGUCUGCCUCAGUUUCCCCUCCUGAUGAUUAUGACUCUUUUCCACCUCCACAUAUAAACGCGAGUUUGGGCCCAAA